This is a messenger RNA of Fusarium pseudograminearum CS3096, 984 nucleotides long. RefSeq lists its product as uncharacterized. Gene Ontology annotation, biological process: ribosomal large subunit assembly; rRNA processing. NCBI's taxonomy places the organism in Eukaryota, Fungi, Ascomycota, Sordariomycetes, Hypocreales, Nectriaceae. Gene Ontology annotation, molecular function: exonuclease activity; nucleic acid binding. The record is from RefSeq and is a predicted model, not a curated record. The transcript has a single exon. The coding region runs from base 1 to 984 and encodes 327 amino acids. Gene Ontology annotation, cellular component: nucleus.
AUGCCACAAACCGCAAGUCCCAAUGCCUUAACGACUGUAUACCUGUUACAAUUUCGCUUCAAAGACAACAGCUACAGGCAAUCUCCUAUACUCAACUUGGCAACUAUUUACGACCGUCUUGUUAUCAAAUGUCAUGCUUCCAAUCGCCUUAUAGAUGAGGGCUACAUCUUACCAAGCAAGCUAAACCAAAAGAAGCACAAGGAUAGAAUCGCUCCUUACCCUAGCUAUUUUGAACCCAAAAGAAAGGCCAUCGCACUUGAUUGCGAGAUGGCAGGUGUCAGAAACGGUAAUGACGAGAUUAUAUCCAUCUGCGUUAUCGACUUCUUCACAGGCCAAGUCUUGAUCAAUUGUCUUGUCGAACCUCAUGAGCCCAUACUUGAAUGGCGAACCGACAUCCACGGGAUAGGGCCGGAAACAUUGGCAAUAGCUGCAUCUCAAGGUCAAGUGCUUCGUGGUUGGGAAGCAGCGCGACAAGAGCUUUUCAAGCAUAUCAACACAGAAACGAUCCUAGUCGGACAAUCUCUCUAUCACGAUUUAAAAGUGCUACGAAUAUCACAUGAAAAGAUCUUCGAUACUGCCAUUCAUACAGCAGAAAUGGUGUUUGGAACGGAUGCUGGUUUUGGCCGUCGAUGGAGUCUUCAGUCACUGUGUGUGGAUCUGUUAGGACUACGAAUCCGACAGAACUCCAGCACCCAUGAGGCAUUGGAAGACACGAUGGCGGCACGAGAGGUUGCGUUAUGGUGCCUGUCCUACCCUGGCAAGUUGGAGCAGUGGGCGAAGAUUGCCCGCGAGAAGUACGUUGCCGAGGGGUUGAAAAGGGCAAAGGCCAGGCAACAGAAGAAAGGAAAUGUACAGCGCUCACCGCGUGUUUGGGACGGUCAUAACGUUGAUUGUGGGUGUCAUUAUCAUUAUCGUUACGGUGGUGAUGAGGUCCUUCGGUGGGAGGAUGUAGUUGAUUGGGAAACGUGGCCAAAGUCGCCUUAA